Molecule: messenger RNA, 2447 nt
Organism: Megachile rotundata (alfalfa leafcutting bee)
Lineage: Eukaryota; Metazoa; Arthropoda; Insecta; Hymenoptera; Megachilidae
Product: ubiquitin-conjugating enzyme E2Q-like protein 1
Source: RefSeq, a predicted model, not a curated record
CAUUUAUCAAUUUUCAUGUAAUACUAAAUGGUUGGCUUAUUAAAAAAAAGCAGAUGAAGAAAAUUAAAUUAUGUUCAGUAAACCAAUUGCACCACUAAAUAUUGUUUGUAACAAUGUAGUCUGGAUUAAUGAUGGUUUCUCUUCCAUUUAUUAGUUGCAAAGAAAAUGAUUUCUUAUAAAAAAAGGCCAAGGAAAAAAUAUUUAUAUGAAGAAUGAACUUCGAAUAGACUUUCAGAGUCUUAUGUGGUGAAAUUAAGAAGCUUUAGGCAAGUUUAUUUUAACCUGCAGUACUUUGCACUCUGACGUAAAAAUGGAAUUUUGGUGUUAUAAAAAUUUAAGGAAAAAAGCUGCCUUUGUUUCUUCUGUAAAAAAAAAUGCAGGAUAAACAAAGAUCGUCCGGAACUUUUCAGUUUCGCCACACGAGGUCCCCAAAGUCAGUUUGGAAUUGGUCUAUUAUUUCAUUAGGCACAUAAAUCAAGAUUACUUAGAAAGAAAAAGUUUUAUUCGAUUAAAAUUGAUUUAUUUAUAUCGUCCAACGAGUAAUUCGUAAAAAACAUUUAUGCCGUAAAACAGUCCUGUAGGUAGUAAACCUUCCAAACUACGCGCUUGACCAGUUCAAUGAGAUUGGAGAUUGCGCGUAUCCUACGUCGCUUUAGUUUGCUUCUCUUCUACUGAUCUGAUUAUGUCAUGAAAUAUUUAUUCUUUAAAAUACAAAGCAUCGUGCAUUAGUGACAUUUAAGAUGAUUUGUAAAAUAACUCAACGUGAUUCCUCGAAAUAACCUAUAAUUAAGUUAAAAAAAGUAAGAAUCGGUGGAUCGACCCGGUGAUAGAGAUGCAUUUUCAUCGUGAUUAUUUACGGUUCAAUGGAGCGAUCAUGACCGUCGCGUCAGCCACCUCUUUGAACUUCCUUAGCAAAAGCGAGUCGCCGCUGUUAAUGUAUCAACAGUGUUUCCAGAAGCAAUGCCGGAAUUGGAUUUAGAGGCGUGAGGGAUACGUUGCAAAAUGAGAAUUCAUUCACUGUUUUCAAGCCGAUUUGCGAGGGGAUUUCUAUUCUUCGUUGCAAAGUGAAAACUCACUACCGGAUCUCGAGUCAAUCUGCUCGACCAAUCUGUUUUCUAAUGAAUGGGACUGGAAAUCUGUGAGCUCGCAUCAAAGCAAGAGCGAUCUCUUCCUGUCUCAUAUGCUGCAAAGCUGAUUGAAGGUAUGCCCAGACAUUACGCAGGAAUAAUCGCUAAUGGUGGUGAUUGGACACAUUAUUAAGCAAUGCGCUCAAAGAACUGGAAAGGUCAUGUCUACAAGAUCAAAGGAGAAAGUUGUCGCAGCUUUUCGGAAAUUUUUCCGAUCCUCGGAGAAAAUAUCAGAACAAGACGGAGCAAGCAGCUCCACGAGUUCACCAUCGAGGAAGCUAUUAAGCCGGCAUCAUCGUCCUGACGCAGUUACACCAGCUGAUGGUGUUUUGUCAGAUAAUCCGGGUGCCAGUGACUCCAGUCAUGGGAAUUGCUUUUUCAAAUCCAAGAAAUCUUCUGGCAGUUCCACUCAGGGAAUUGUUGCAGUGCCAGAUAAAAGAGUUCGUUUGCGUAGAUUGAUGAAGGAACUUAGUGAAAUCCAGAGAACACAGCAUCGAUUAGAAUCCACCUUUACCGCAGAACUAGUCAAUGAUAAUUUGUUUGAAUGGCAUGUGAGGCUGCAUAAAAUUGAUCCAGAAAGCGAACUAGCAGCUGACAUGAGAGAGCUCAAUAUACCUUAUAUACUUCUUCACGUGGUGUUUCCGGAGAAUUUCCCAUUCGCCCCUCCAUUUAUGCGCGUUAUUUCACCUCGAAUUGAAAAGGGUUUUGUAAUGGAAGGUGGUGCUAUUUGUAUGGAACUUCUUACGCCAAGAGGAUGGGCUAGUGCGUACACUAUUGAAGCUGUCAUCACGCAGUUUGCAGCGAGCAUCGUUAAGGGCCAGGGCCGUAUAGCAAGGAAGUCGAAAACGAACAAAGAAUUUAAUAGACGUUCUGCUGAAGAAUCCUUCAGAAGUCUCGUAAAAACUCACGAAAAGUACGGAUGGGUAACGCCACCACUUGCAGAAGGUUAAUCUUGCAAGUGACUGUAAGAAACAAAAGACUUGACUGUUAUUUAAAAUACCGCUGCGUGCUGUUUUUAUGAGUAUAAAUUUGAUGAGUAUUAUUAUAGCUCCUUUCUGACUAAUUAUGUAAUUGUACCACAAUUAUAUUAGUAUAGUACUUCUACAUGCAACUGAUUAUACAAUAUUUGAGAAAGGAGAAACAAGGCAGAAGUAAAAUUUUGAAAAGGUUUUCAAAUCGGCUGAUUCUGUAAAAACAUCAAUAUACCUUAUACAUCAAUGUAUGUAAAAACGGUAACGUUAAAAUGUAUGGCUGUUUCGUUAUUAUAGUAUUACAAAUUUAUUUAUCAGUUUUGUAACAAAUGAAUUAUUGUAAAGUUAC